Agrilus planipennis (emerald ash borer) is the source of this 3269-nucleotide messenger RNA. RefSeq names its product zinc finger protein 2. Gene Ontology annotation, biological process: regulation of cytokine production; regulation of immune system process; negative regulation of transcription by RNA polymerase II. The record is from RefSeq and is a predicted model, not a curated record. Gene Ontology annotation, cellular component: chromosome; PcG protein complex; nucleus. Gene Ontology annotation, molecular function: zinc ion binding; chromatin insulator sequence binding; RNA polymerase II cis-regulatory region sequence-specific DNA binding. The transcript is spliced from 5 exons. NCBI's taxonomy places the organism in Eukaryota, Metazoa, Arthropoda, Insecta, Coleoptera, Buprestidae. The coding region runs from base 95 to 2116 and encodes 673 amino acids.
UCCUCUUCGCGUUCAUCCCUUCUUGCUCGACUGCUGCAGAAGUGAAAGGAUCUGUUGUGUUUUCGAUGUGUAAAUUUAAGUAUUUUGAAGAAAAAUGGUUAAUUCUGUGGAGUUAAUGCAAUUAUGUAGACUAUGUUUAGUCAAAGACGAAGUGAAUAUUCCUAUAUUCGAUAACGAGACGGACGUCCAACAAAUUUUCCUAAAAAUAUCAACUUGCCUACCGGUGAAGGUCACGCAAGAUGACAAUCUACCUAAGAAAAUAUGUAAUGACUGUUCAUACAAAUUAGAUCUGUGCUAUCAAUUUUGGAAUACUUCAGCAAAUUCGGAAAAGCAACUCGUAACAUGGUUAAAUGAAGUAGGUUUAAGUCAGGAAACCCUAAAUGAGGCAAAGUUACAAAAAACAGAAUCAAAUUCAACACCAGGUCUGGUUUUAAAGCAAGAAACAAUCGAACCAGAAUCAGAAUCUUCACAUGAAGUUGUGAAUAAUGUAUCUACCGAAUCACAGGAAUAUAUUUUACAGCAGCAGCAGCUCCCAUAUCAAACGCCAGCAUUCCCAUUUACAGACGACAAUUUUGUGUCGGGGGAGUCUGCAAACGCUGGAGCUUCAAAGACUCAUACAAACAACAAAAGAGAGUCUACCUUGAAGCGCAAAAGACAGGCUGUCGCCACUGUCACACAGCCUGAUUCUGACGACGAUGUCGAUGAAGACAUUGACGACCCGACAGAAACUAAAGUGGCUAAGACUGAAGAAACUAGUGAUGAUGAUCGCGACGAUGAUGGUUUGAAUGAUGAAGAAUCAACAGAAUUUGCCGGUGUACCAUCAACAAGUACUGAUAAUGAGCAACCGGGACCUUCUGGGAUAGGAAAGAACGUCGUCGACGCACCAUUAAUGCCACGCUUGCUGAUGCCGAUUGUUCAAAUAAAUGAGUUUCAAACACCACAGAACAGAACCCCGAGAAAACGGGGUCGUCCUCGAAAAAUAAGCACCUCACUGGAAGCAACUGAAACGAAACCAAUAAAGAAAGAAUCAGACAACACAGAAGAGGAUCAAAACGACGAAAAAAGUAUAGAUUUGAAUGAUGAUAACAUAGAAAUCGAAGUCGAUUUCAGUGAUAAAGCUUCAGAGGGAGGCGAAGUCGCGAAAUAUUUCUGUCCCAACUGCGUCACUCUUCAGACUAUGACCGAAAAAGAGUUGAGAAAACACUUCAAAGUAGCGCAUAGAGGCAAACGUCUCCGAAACAUCCACCUCUAUUCUGGCGAACUACUCAAGUGCGAAAUAUGCCCGAAACAAUUCAAGACAAACAAGAGCUUAAAAGAACACCUGGAAUUCCACAGUAAUCAAUACACUUGCGAGACGUGCUACUCGUGCUUCCGAAAGAUCGGCGAGUACAUCAUUCAUCUUCGCGCACAUUCGGAAGAGAACAUCUUCAAGUGCGUCGUGUGCGAUUACAGCACCGAAUCGAUAAACGAGAUCAAAGGUCACAUUUCGGACGAUCACGAGGGCAACACUUACAAAUACAAGUGCGUUGUUUGCGACAAAGGUUUCCACUUGUUGUCGUGGUUCGAAGAGCACAACAACUUUCACACAGGUACCAAACCUUUCGAGUGCGAUUUUUGCGGAAAAUUCUUCAUGUACAGCCGCCACUUGUACGUGCACAAGAAGACGACCCACGGAGUCGAAGGCGAGCCAGUUUUGCACGAAUGCGUCGUGUGCAAAAAGCAAUACCAACACAAAAACAGCCUGAAACUGCACAUGAACGUGCACACCGGUAACUUAGCCAUUUGUGACAUUUGCGGCAAGCAGCUGUCGAGUAAGGAGAAGCUGAAGUUUCACAUGAGAACCCACACGGGUUAUAAACCGUUCAGUUGCAACUACUGCGGCAAGUGUUUCACUAAAAAACCGAUCCUUGUGGAACACGAACGUAUUCACACCGGCGAGAAACCGUACGGUUGUCAGUAUUGCUUUAAGGCUUUCUCGCAAAGGUCGAGCUUGGUCAUACACGAACGCGGUCACACCGGCGAGCGCCCUUACGUCUGUCAUCUCUGUACCAAAGGGUUCGUUUCCAGGGCCAUGCUCAACAUACACAUCAGGUCUUGUAAAGGCUAUCUUAAGUAAGAGAGAUUACAAGGGCUGUUAACGUUACUAUACAAUUGCGUAGGAAUGUUUUAAGUUAUUUUUUAAUUACCUACACGUAGUGCUUGAAUUCAGUGUUUGACAUUGACUUGGUUACUACACAAUGAACUUUAUAAAUAAAUAAUAAUCAGUAGAGAUAGGUGUUAAUACACAUACAUAUAUAUAGGUGCAUAGUACGGUUCCCUUAUUGGGAAACUACCGGGGUCAAGCUGAUAAUCAGUUUUUCCGAAUUUCGCGAUAGUUCAGUCAUUUCUUCUAAACAUUUGCGCCAUUUUGUACUGUCGCCAUUUGCCAAAGUCUCCUCCUUGUUCAGGCAUAUUAAUUAAUAACAAAUUAAUCCUGAAAUUAUACCGUGUGAUCAAGGAUGGUAAGUCGACAAGAGGCGAUCUAUUACAGUGAAACAUCAAACAUUUUCAGUCAUUUACAUCACAAGUCAAAAUAUGUUGAAAAAUAAUUCAUAUCCGAAGUGGUCAAAUUAGGAAUUCAGCAGAAAAAGCAACAUGUUAUGAUCACAGGAUUAUUUACCUAUCUAACGAUCAAUAUUUCUACGUACAUAUUGAUUAAAUGAUUACCUAUACUUUAAAAAAAAUCGAUAUAUAAUAUUUCGAUACCAUUCUCUAGAUUGGGCUACCGCGAGAAUCGAAAAAAGAAGAUUGAUUUUGGAAUACUUUAGCAUCACUACAAUAUCUCGCCCAGUUUUGAUGAUUUUUUAUGACGUUUUUAAUUCAUACUCAUUGUUUAUUUUAUAAUAAGAAAAAAAAACUGAUUUAUAAUUCUUCUGAUACUUUUAACUGAAUAAAUAUUAAGUGAAUCGAUUAAUUUUAUGUAGGGUAAGUAAAAGUCUUUUGUUCAACAAAAUAUGUAUUUCUGAAUGGAGAAGACGUUUUUGUAAUAUUUGUGAAAUGUAAUAAAAGUUACGGUCCCAUGUCAGAGAGUACCUACAAUUGGUACUUUUAUGGUCAUUUACACGUAGUGUAUUGUUAUCAGACUAAUAUUGUAAAUGAUUUUAUUAUAUGCGAACACACAUUUAUUAUAACGCUCUGUAUUUAUAGAUAAUUUUUUGUCGAAACCAUUAGGACGUAAUAAUUAGCGAAUAUGUAAGUAAUAAGCAACAAGUUGAAUGUAAGGAAAAUUA